AUGUCGGACUGUUUUGAUUAUAGUAGCGAUGAUACAGAAGAUGAUGAUCAAUAUGGCGAAGAAGACGUCAACUGUAAUGAAUAUGACGACGACGAUUUCUAUAAGUCUGAUGAUCAAUUCGACGGAAGAAAUCAAAUUUCGGAUUAUGCUAGUGAAUGUACAAAUCGAACUGAUUCUGAAGAGGAAUCAUUCAAUAGUAAUGUUGUUGACUCUCCUGGUGGGAAAACCAAGUUGUGGAAACCUAUUGUUCCUAAAGAUUUUAUGCCAGAUGUAAAUGCUAUAUAUCAAUCAUUAGAGGAGGCGGUUGAAAUGUAUAAAUUAUAUGCAGAUAAAGCAGGUUUUGGUGUCAGAUUAAAUACAGUAACGAGGUUUGGUGACAAAACCAUUAAAAAAAGGUAUGUAGUGUGCAACAAAAUGGGUAAAAUACCUAACAGAUCAACUGACACUUUGGAACCUGAGGGGAGUGGAAGGAAUAAACGAAACUUAAACUUCAAAAUUACGGACUACAAGGCAUUGAUAAAGUUUGAAAGGUUACAUAUGCAAACUAAUGCGUGUAAAAUAUAUGAGUUUGAAGAGAAUCACAACCAACCCCUAGAGACGAAAGAAGAAAGACGGUAUUCCAAACGUGCACGACGACUUAGUUAUAAAGACAAGGAGUUUAUAGUGCGUUCUUCAACAUCUAACAUCGGUGCAACAAAGGCACACAAGUUACAAGCUAGUUUGCAAGGAGGUUAUGAAAACGUUGGCCCUGAAGCAAUUGAUUAUAAAAAUUUCAGAAGGAAGGUGGGAAACAUUAUAGGUGACAAGGAUGCACAGCUGGUUGUUGACAAAAUGAACAUGAGGAAAGAUGAGUUUCAUAAUUACACAUUUGAGUAUAAAUGUGUUGAUAGUGUGUUAAACGCAAUGUUUUGGGCGGAUGAAACCGAUAAGUUAUAUUACAAGUAUGGAAUGAUUUUUGUGCCGUUUACAGCCAUUGAUAACCACAAACGUUCAAUAAACAUUGGGGCAGGUUUGUUAAGCAACGAGUCAAUAGAAUCUUAUCGUUGGUUGCUCGAAGCUUUUUUGAAAGCACAUGUAAAACACCCUCAAUUAGUGUUAACAGACCAAGAUCCAACAAUUUACAGGCCGUUGAAGCAAUAUUUCCUAAUUCUAAUCAUCGUUUAUGUAUGUGGCACAUUAUGA
Molecule: messenger RNA, 1182 nt
Organism: Lactuca sativa (garden lettuce)
Lineage: Eukaryota; Viridiplantae; Streptophyta; Magnoliopsida; Asterales; Asteraceae
Product: putative protein FAR1-RELATED SEQUENCE 10
Source: RefSeq, a predicted model, not a curated record